Messenger RNA from Acanthosepion pharaonis, 702 nucleotides. Lineage: Eukaryota; Metazoa; Mollusca; Cephalopoda; Sepiida; Sepiidae. The record is from the annotation of a GenBank genome assembly.
AUGUUGUCAAGUGACCAAGUCAGUAGGAUUUCCAAGCUGUUUUCUGUUUGUGGUGUAUCUUGCAAAAUGUUGCAUCUAGUCUCACUUUUUCUUUCUCUUUUAUUUGUUUAUCAUUCUUUGCCAUUUCCUUCUUUCUCUUUUAUUUGUCUAUUUCUCAUUCUCUGCUAUUCCCUUCUUUCUCUUUUAUUUGUCUAUUUUUCAUUCUCUGCUAUUUCCUUCUUCCUCUUUUAUUUGUCUAUUUCUCAUUCUCUGCUAUUUCCUUCUUUCUCUUUUAUUUGUCUAUUUUUUCUCAUUCUCUUUUUAUUUGUCUAUUUUCAUUCUCUGCUAUUUCCUAUUUCUCUUUUAUUUGUCUAUUUUUCAUUCUCUGCUAUUUCCUUCUUUCUCUUUUAUUUGUCUAUUUCUCAUUCUCUGCUAUUUCCUUCUUUCUCUUUUAUUUGUCUAUUUCUCAUUCUCUGCUAUUUCCUUCUUUCUCUUUUAUUUGUCUAUUUUUCAUUCUCUGCUAUUUCCUUCUUUCUCUUUUAUUUGUCUAUUUCUCAUUCUCCACCAUUCCCUUCUUUCUCUUUUAUUUGUCUAUUUCUCAUUCUCUGCUAUUCCCUUCUUUCUCUUUUAUUUGUCUAUUUCUCAUUCUCCACCAUUUCUUUCUUUCUCUAUCUUAUUUAUGAAUCCAUCUACUUCUUUACACUGUUAAAGUUGACCACAUGA